AAGAAAAUUUAAUGUCGAUAUUUUUCCUCGGUAUUAGAUCCUAGCUUUAAUAUGGCAGCUGUAUGUCAGAAACUUUCUGACGAAGACUGGCUCGUUUCCCGUGCACGAUCAUGCAUGAAAACAGACCCAUUCGCAGCUAAAGCAUGGAUGAUUACAGCAAGAACGUUGUUCCCGCAAAACUUUUCAAUUCAGUUUGAGGCAUAUAAUCUGGAAAAGGUCGGUAAAAAUAUCAAAGAAGCUGCCAAGUUAUUGGAAGAAAUGUUUGUGGCAUUUCCUGGAGAAAGUCGUCUGUGGGCAGAAGUUCAAGCCAUUCUGGGCGUGCUUCAGUCAGAAACUUCAGAUAACCGCAACAGUUUUCUGACAGAAAUCUUUGCAGCCAUUUCCACACAUUCUCAGUGUGAGAUGUUAUUACACGUGGCAGACAAGAUGAGUGACACCCUGGAGCAGUGUCGCCUAUUACUUCUGGCUAUGAGGAAGUUUGCUAGUCUAGUGGAUGAACAUGGGUUAACACUGAUUGAGAAGUUACAGCGAGCGGAGAAGAAGGCUGGGUAUGCAACUGCUGUGAACUGUUAUAGAAAGCUUUUCAUAUGUGAUGUGCUACCAUUGGUCCUGCAGAAGGUCAAAAAGAUGGACGUCCCUCAGAGACAGCUGUAUAAAUGGCUACAGCAGGCUAUUGAGUUCUAUGUGAUGUUUAUAACACAGGCUCCAUGUCUACCUUCUAGCCAGCCUCCAUCACCAGAUCAGGUUUCCCCCACAAAGAAAGGCAAGCGAUUUGUGUUGAUUCCUGGACUCUACGACCGUGAGAGUCAAGUCAUUGAUCCCUGGGGAAGUCUACUGAAACUUCUAGUCCUGAUUGGUCAACAUCUAGACUGGGAGAUAGACUCGGACCUUUUCACACAGACUAGGGAUCAACAGUGGCAGUAUGUGUUUAAUGUCUACAACAGAGCUAAACAGAUCCAGGGCAGUCCCUACACCAAACAGAUUGUGUAUGUCACCACUGUGCUCUUCCUCGAGUGUUUAUACACCUACGUCAGCAGUGUCGAUCCCGACGCUUUUGUAGGUGGAGCCACUGUUCAUGGACCUCUGGUCCUUAUAGAAGGAUUCAGCAAUGACUUAUUAGACAACCCUUCUCCCUCCAAAGCGAAGAAGUCCAAAACAAGUGGAUCAGCAACACAUAUAGUUGCAACAUCUGGAGUACCAGACUCACAGAAAAUUAUCGAAAGCUUUCUGACAGCAUUUAAAUGUUAUGAACUGCUGCACUCCAAACAGGAACUUCAAAGAGAGUUUGUUGGGCUGUGUGAAGUAUGGAGGAUGGAGACUUGGACAUGGAUGGCCCAUUUCCAGACAGAUAUGUUGAUGUACCAGGGAGCUUUCCAGGAUGCCUUGGCCCACCUACAGUCCUGUACGCCAUUGGUUAAGGACAGCAUGAAGAUUCGUAGUUCCCUCCAGAUGGCAUGUUGUUUCAUGGCAUUAGGGAAAUACAGUAAAGCCUGUGAGAUCUUACUGGAGGUUAUAUCAUAUCUACCUGGAGGUCAAAGGUCAGAUAAAAAUGCUUUACCCAAUGAUCCUCUCUCGGGGCGCCACCUACUGUUAACUUUAUGUACAGAAGAGGAGAUAAUUCCUUAUUGUGUACAGCUUCUCUUGUCUUGUUUAAAGGAAAAAGCAUUAUCUCCCAACAAAACAGAUGAUACAGCCCUUGGUCACAUGGUUGUUUUACUACAAUAUGAUUGGCCUCGACAGGAGCCGUUAUUUCAACAAGUCGCAAAGAAAAUCAGAAGUCAAGGGUCAUUUACUUACAACCUCUUCUUCAACUUUAUCAUCAACAUUGAUAUUUUGGAGGAGUUCGCAUUUCUGAAAACACAAGAAGGUGGCAAAGUGUCACUGGACAUACUUCCCAUCAGUACAAAAUCUAUAGCUCAACAGAGAACAGUGACUCGAGGUGUAAACAAAAAUGUUAAAGAAGACUUUAAACAUACAAUGGAAAAGCAAGUGGCUCGAUCGGAGGAAAAUAUUGAUGCUCUCAUCCGGAACUUUUUGUUAGAGGAAAGACAGCAGAUCAUCAAGAGUGUGUGACCAUGUAAUGAUACAGAGUGAUACUUCAUAGUGCUGGGGUAAUCAUACUUCAUGACAACGUCCCAAAGUGCUGGAUUAACAUAUGUGGUGCUGCAACAAUCUGGCAUGAGGAUGACUUCCACAAUGCUGCCGGGUAAUCAAGCUUAUUGAUUACUUUAAGAAAUGGUGGUGAAGUUUGAUAUCACGAUGAAUUUCAAAAGUGCCUGGGUUUAAUGUUUUACCUGUAAAGCAACUUUCAAAAUCAAUUGUACUUCAAUGUGACAAUCACAGGUUAUCUCCCAAUGUAUCAUGGUCACCCGAUGAUGCAUAAUA
Ylistrum balloti is the source of this 2385-nucleotide messenger RNA. Its product is annotated as integrator complex subunit 10-like. Bases 52 to 2073 code for a protein of 673 amino acids. Lineage: Eukaryota; Metazoa; Mollusca; Bivalvia; Pectinida; Pectinidae. The transcript is spliced from 17 exons. The record is from RefSeq and is a predicted model, not a curated record. Gene Ontology annotation, cellular component: integrator complex. Gene Ontology annotation, biological process: snRNA processing.